Molecule: messenger RNA, 1135 nt
Organism: Pocillopora verrucosa
Lineage: Eukaryota; Metazoa; Cnidaria; Anthozoa; Scleractinia; Pocilloporidae
Source: RefSeq, a predicted model, not a curated record
UGUGUUACGUGAAUAUGGUGGGAACAAUUAUGUUUUUGCCUCCUCAGAUUGUCAUAAGAAUUUUUCUAAUCUCUUUGGUAGCUGUGAGAGGGGAGGCUGUGCUGAACCCAGAUGGCAGUAUUACCUUGCCGACUGAAAAUAUCACCGUAUCUGAACACCAAAGUGACUUGAUCUUGACAGCUAACAUCACCCUCCCAAAUGAUACCGUAUCGGUCGGAAAUGUCCUGGUCUUCGUCUACACAGAAGAUGAUAUUGGCGGUCGCCUCCUUUCUCACCCUGUGAAUACUUCUAGCACCACUCGAGCCUCACCAGAAGCGCAGAUGGUGCGCGAAUUCAAGUUAGAGACGGCCAAUGUUACUCUGACCUCUCAACUUACCAAAACCUCUACCACAAAUCGGUUUAAAGUUCGAGCAAUGUUUAAAAUUGCUCUGUCUUCUUCGACGCUUUACCGGCAGUCAUUUAUGAUAAGAAAGAUCCUUUUUGUUUUCACUUCUUACGGCCAAGAUGAUCGUCGGAAUGAAAAGCAGUAUUUGAUUUUUUACUCAAAAUCAGUUAUUGUGCCUUCCCCACUAGUAUUAAGUAAUGUGUCAUCGGUUGCUCACAGUACUGUUAUGAAACCAAUCUCAGAGACAACACUGUUAGUGAGGCCUACAUCUCCAAGUGUUGACAUUAACAUUCUGUUGGGUAGCUUAACCACCUCAGUAAUUCCAUCCCCAGUACACUCUACAGUAGCUCUUUCCUCUUCAGUUGUUCGAGAGACUGAUAAGCCACCAGUUACAGGUAUGGUAAAAUUAUCUAAAGUGGAUUUAAUUUGCAUUACAACUUCUACCCAGUAAGAGAGAUUAUAUAGUCAUUAAAUGCAUUCCAGGUUUUCAUUCAGGUUUAUGACACUAACUUAGACAGAAGGGUCAUGAAAAUUGUUGAUUGGGAAAGUAUCAACCCAAGAAUUUUGAAUAAUGACAAACAAGAAACAUGUGGUAGGCAGGGUGGCUUAUCAGUGGUUCAGUAUGAUGAACUCUGGAUUGAGAGGUCUGAGUUUGAGGUCCAAUUGGUCAUUGUGUUGUUUUCUUGGGCAAUUUGCUCAAGAAGACUACACACUUUACUCUCAUAGUAUCUAACGUCUCCAUCCAAGAGU